Postia placenta MAD-698-R-SB12 is the source of this 1620-nucleotide messenger RNA. RefSeq lists its product as hypothetical. NCBI's taxonomy places the organism in Eukaryota, Fungi, Basidiomycota, Agaricomycetes, Polyporales, Adustoporiaceae. The coding region runs from base 1 to 1620 and encodes 539 amino acids. Gene Ontology annotation, biological process: transmembrane transport. Gene Ontology annotation, cellular component: membrane. The record is from RefSeq and is a predicted model, not a curated record. Gene Ontology annotation, molecular function: transmembrane transporter activity. The transcript is spliced from 4 exons.
AUGUCUCGGUUCAAGGUGCUCUCCACGGUCUUUGAUUUGCCUCCGCUUGCCAGACACCGUCGCGCUCAGGCCGUUCAGUCCACUGCGGAAGAGCCUGCUGUGACGGAACGAAGUUUGGAUGGGGGAGUCCAGCAUGCGGCGUUCGCUGGUCAGACGGACUAUGACGAGUUCAAGCUGCCAAAGACGAUGUCCCUGGUGAUCGUUCUCCUGGCAAGCGCACUCUUGCAGGUCUCUUUCUUCAUCGUUGUAUCAUCUUCAGACCAGUAUGCACAGCAUCUGGGCGGUACUGCUACGUUCUCUGGUCUCGUCAUUGGUAUCCCCACCGUCUUCUCUGGGCUCGCUCUAGUGCCCUUGAUGAAGCUCGAUCAAGGUGGAUACAAGAGGCCGCUGCAUUUCGCAUGUGCUUCCGCUUUCCUGGGCAAUGUACUCUACAGCUUGGCGUACCGCGCCAACUUCCUAUACCUGAUACUGCUCGGGCGGAUCGUGUCUGGAUUUGGGUUCACCUUCUGGAUGUACUCAAAGCGAUACUGCUCGGACCCGCGGAUCGUAGGCGUGCGCCGCCGAACCAUGCUCGCAGGUUGGCUAGUCCUUGGGCAAGGCGGUGGUAUGACUAUCGGACCCUUCUUCGGAGGUCUAUUCUAUAAGGUCGGGUUCUCGAACGGCGUCUUCAAUGGCUACACGGCGCCUACCUGGGUGCUUGCUGGCGUUUGGGCUGUUUUCUGGGUAUUCUCGGCUCUAUGCUUCGAAGACGUUCCUGCCGUGUCCCGCACGGCCCAGGACAUCGAACUGCAGCCCGUUCAGCUACAACAGGAUUCCUUCAGAGACGAUGAUAAGAAGGCUGUCAUGACUCAAGAGGAUGCAGCGCCCACUGAGGCAGGGCCAUCUGCCAUACAGAAUGAUUGUGGGCAGACCAAAAUCUCAUUUUCGCCGCUGAUUGAUUCACCCAUUCGCGACACAGCCCAAACUAUCGAACAGCGCUCGAGCAGCCCCGACCUCGGCGAGCCGCAGCAGAUAAGAAUGUCUGGUCCUCAGUGGGGCGUCACGGCCACGAUGUGUUGGUUCGCAAUGACAUGCUUUUUUAUCCUGGGUGCAUGGGAGGCGAACAUACCCGUGUUCACUGGCUCGGACUCGACCCUUAACCCAUUCCACUUCAGCCCGACAGCGGCGGGCAAUCUCAUCGCCCUCGGCGGUAUCAGCUCGCUGCCAUUCCUCGUGGCGAACGUGUUCGUCGCCCGGCGCGUGCAGGACCGACACACGCUCGCCGUGGGGACCAGCAUCGGCCUCGCCGGCCUGCUCAUCGCGAUCGCUAUCAUGAGCUCGCGUACGGUGACGUACGGUAGCUUGUUCGUGUGCUGGUUCCUCAUUGCACUAGGCUUCAACUUGUCCAGCACGGUGACGCUGAGCCUACUGUCGAAGCAGCUGCCGGGCCAGUGGAAUUCUCGGAUCAGCAUGGCGAUCCAGUAUAGCAACUACACGGGAAGGGUGACGGGCGCAGUAUGGGGUGGCGCGGGUGUGAAGAUCGGGAUGCUAAGCUUUGUGGGGAUGCAGGUGGCGUUGGUCGCUGUGGGCGCGGUGAUGUUCAUGACGCUCUGGAGGAACCUGAAGGCGAAAACAGGCUAA